Papaver somniferum (opium poppy) is the source of this 963-nucleotide messenger RNA. RefSeq lists its product as uncharacterized. The record is from RefSeq and is a predicted model, not a curated record. NCBI's taxonomy places the organism in Eukaryota, Viridiplantae, Streptophyta, Magnoliopsida, Ranunculales, Papaveraceae. The transcript is spliced from 4 exons. The coding region runs from base 127 to 465 and encodes 112 amino acids.
UGCUUAUUCACGUGUGUUACCGAAAGAGAGACAGUAAGUAAAUAAAUAUAUAAAUAGGCUCAUUUCAGAAUUGGGAAAGAAACACAACACAGACACGCUGAGAUUUUCGAAACCCUAAAAUUCUCUAUGGACGAACAAGAACAAGAAGCAAAACCUACUGCUCCUCCUCCGCCUCAGCCAUCAACGGUUGCUAGAGAUGAUGCCGCUGCAACUCCACCACCUGAACGUGCAAAGUCAACAUCAACUCCACUUCGAUUUGAUCCCAGCCGAAUGAUUGGUAUUAUCAGAAGGAAGGCCAUGAUAAAAGACCUAGCUGCAGUAUACCAUGCUGAAUGUUUAGCAUACGCUCGAGAACUUCUGGAACUUCAAAGAAAGUGGGAAGAGUCAUAUGCAGAUGGCAAACCUCCAGAAGACUUCCGGAAGGAGAUGAUACGACAGCCCAAACGUUUGAAGAAAACUCGUUGAGAAAUUUAUCCACUUGUGUUACAUACAUCUCAAGUUUAUGCUACCUCAACACCAUUAUUCUCUUUUGAAGCAUGGAAAGUAGUUUCUAUAGUUAUAUGUAUGCGGAUUUUUUGGAGGAUCCAGAUCAAACAUGUAUUCAGGAAGUUGAUAUUCAUAAGACUUGAUUGUAAAGAGACACGAAGUUCAGCAGUACACAAUUCUGUUUUAGAUAUGGGUACCAUAUCCCUAAUAUUCAUAUGUUUGGGCAAAAACCGGAGUAUCUGCCAUGUUUAAGAUAUUCGUACAACUGGUAUUAGUUCGUGUGAAGGUUGUAUAGUCCUAUUAAAAUGUCCUGCUAAUCCCCUUUCCUUGCAUCUCUUCUUAUUCUGAAGGUUUGAAUUUCUCUUGUAAUCUAAACAUUUGGUGGCCCCUUUUAAUACUUAUUGACUUUAUUUCAUUUGGUGGCCCCUUCAAGAAUCUAGUGUUCUUGAAGUAUAUGGAUCAGCACUCACUUUUGUU